UGACUUCGCACGGACCUGCGAAGUGCUCACACGAAAAACACCACCUUACCCGACUGUCCUACACGGACAGUCGAGUAGAAAACUCCGCUGUGACGUCAUUCCAACCACGGAGAAGUAAAACCUGACACUGAAUGACCACUUCCCCAAGGCUAGACCAAUGAGGUUUCGCCGUCGCCUGGUCACUUUCUUAUUCCUCACGAGCACUCUAUGGAUCGUCAUACUCAUCACACUCCUGUACAGCGUGCCCGUGAGGAAGGGUUCGAGUCCCCGCGUGGGCGUUAUGGACAGGGAGCCAGAGAAUAGAAUCAUACAGCGCUUGUUGAAGGGAGGGGAUGUGAAUGAGACAUACGAGAGAGUCUCCGGGAGUAACUCUACGAGAAUGACGUCACAGACUUCCGGGCCAGGUCACGAGAGGGCACAGGAAUUACGUGACGUCAGUACCAGACUGGCCUGGCCUCCGAUGGCGGGACCUGGUGAUCCAGAUGUCAGCGGCACAGAGACAGGUGUAUGAGCGAGACCUUACGACUUACCAAGUCAACAAAAUGGCGGCGGACCUUGUACCUUUGAGACGUCGACUCAACUUCGUGCUCCCACCUGACCUAUGACCUGCCGAGUCUGCCCCGGGCCGGUGUGGUCAUCAUCUUCAACAACGAGCUGUGGUCAGUUCUGAUGCGGACGGUGUUCAGUAUCUUGGACGCCGGGCCCAGCGAGCUCAUCUCGGAGAUUGUUCUCGUAGACGACGCCUCCGACCAACAACAUCUUCAACAACCGCUCGAUGACUAUCUGGUUAUCUUUGAAGGAAAAGUCAAGCUAGUGCGCAUGUCCAAUAGGUCGGGGCUCAUCAAGGCACGGUUGGCUGGUUUUGAUCACGUGACUGGUGACGUCGCUGUAUUUCUGGAUGCUCACUGUGAGGUCAAUGCUGGUCAGUGGGGCGUUGAUGAUAAUAAAAGAUCAUUGAAACCUGAGAACAAGACAGGCUGUGCCUGGGUUCAAAAUGGCAAAAAUAAAGUUCUUGGUAUCUUUAAACAGAGAAGACUUCCAGGCAUCAAGUGACAGUGCACAUGA
This is a messenger RNA of Aplysia californica (California sea hare), 1065 nucleotides long. RefSeq names its product polypeptide N-acetylgalactosaminyltransferase 5. NCBI's taxonomy places the organism in Eukaryota, Metazoa, Mollusca, Gastropoda, Aplysiida, Aplysiidae. The record is from RefSeq and is a predicted model, not a curated record. Gene Ontology annotation, cellular component: Golgi apparatus.